GCCUGGACCAAGAGUCCACCUCCGAUCAUUACACUGACAAGCCCUAAACCAAAGUGUCCUUUACUGUCAUUUAACUUAUUUGAAUUAACCUGAGCUUUAAAUUUAAUUUAAAAAAAAUGGAAAUGAAAAGGUAUCCAAAUGAUGGGUGCUGUGAGAGAUUACAUUUAGAUGUCUGUGUUGAUCAGCACACCCCACGGCAAGGAAUAUUAGAACUUCUUAUGAAACUGAGGCCAGAGUGGAAACCAGAAGAUAUUCAUAUUAAGGCUUUCACUGAGGGCAUCACUAACCAAUUAAUGGGAUGCUAUGUUGGCUCUCUGAUGCAAGACCCUGUUUUACUGGUGAGGGUUUAUGGACAGAUGACUGAGCUUUUUAUGGACCGAGAUAAGGAAAUGGAGAUGUUCCAGGUGUUACACAAACAUGGCUGCGGCCCGGAACUGUACUGCAGUUUUACCAAUGGUAUCUGCUAUGAGUUUGUCAAAGGAGUUGUGCUGGAUGACACACUGCUUAGACAGCCAUCUGUUUACAGAUUGAUUGCAACAGAAAUGGGGAAAAUCCAUUCAAUAAAGUCUGGAGAAACUGGAAACAGUUCACCCGUUUUGUGGUCUAGAUUGUCCCAGUUCCUUAAUCUGGUCCAGAGUUCUGAUGCUCCUGAACAGCAAAAAUCCAGUGCCCAUGUGGAGAUACCAAGCCUUAAAAUCAUCAUCAAAGAGAUGGAGGAACUGAAGAGUCAUCUUACCCUCAUCAACUCUCCAGUAGUACUGUGUCACAAUGACCUACUGACUAAAAAUGUCAUCUAUAACCAAGAAGAAGGUGCAGUAAAAUUCAUUGACUAUGAAUAUGCAGAUUUUAAUUACCAAGCAUAUGAUAUAGGAAACCAUUUCAAUGAAUUUGCAGGUAUCAAUAAUGUUGACUCCAGCCUGUACCCUAGCUAUGAACUUCAGUUUGAUUGGCUAACUGCUUAUCUGGAGAGUUUCAAGUGGUUCAAUGGUGGUAAUUCAACUGUGACCAAGAAAGAAGUCCUGGAACUUUAUGUACAAGUCUGCCAGUUCUCCUUGGUGGCUCAUAUUUUCUGGUGUCUAUGGGCUCUCCUGCAGGCAAAACAUUCCACCAUUGACUUUGACUUCCAGAGGUAUGCCAUGGCUCGAUUCAACUACUACUUUGAAAAGAAGCAAGAGUUCUUUGGAAUGAAGCUUCCUUGAUUCUUCUACCACCCUAGUGCAAGAGGUUCUGAAAGAGCCUAUCCAUCCUAAUAUCACACAUAUUCUUCCUAUAUUUAGUUUAAGUAUGAACAAUGAUCAAAUUGAUUUGUAGGACUGAAAGUUAACAGACAUUUGUUUUCCUGUUACAACCCAUUCUUACCCAUUUGGAAUUAUGAAACAGGUAUUGUGAUCAAGGCAUAUUAAAUUUAAAAAUCAGUCAUUCAAGUACAGCUCCCAUCUCCUUGAAUGGGGAAGCUAAAAAAAAAAGAUUUAAAAAAAAAGCUGUUUACCAAGUGUAAGAUUAAAUUUAAUAUUUGAAGGCACUGAUGAAAUCUGAAAAUAACUCUCACAUAAAUUUAGUUUAAUUAUUGACUGCCUCCUUUAUUUAGAAGACCCCCCCCCCAUUUCACUUUUUCCCAGGUUGUAGGUACUCCAGAAACAGGGUUGAAAACCACUGCAAUAGAGGGUUAUCUCCAAAGGGUAUUAAUCAAUAAUAAUAAUAAUACAUUUAAAUAUCACAUUUUAUGAAUUCAAUGAAAAAAAAAAACAUGUUUUUCAUAUUAGAGAAAAAAAAAGUAUUAAAAAAAAAAACUAAUAUGAAACCUAAUAUUUCAUAAUGGGUUUCAUAUUAGAGAAAAAAACAUAGCCUUGUGGUCUAAGGAACUAAGAGUUCAGAGACAGGAUUGUAUAAAGGCAAACAUCUGAGGAAAGCUACAAAAACAUUCUGCUGCAACGAAGGUUUACAAGAGUGCAAUUCCCUGCAUAUUUCUUAAAUGGAAUAAUUUUGGAACAACCAGGAGUCUUCCAAGAAGAAAAUCUCUUAGUAAGAGAGGUGACCAAGAAUUUGUGUCCCUGUUUUCACUUGGUAUUACGAAGGGUUUUGGUCGAUUGGAUCACUAUUGGACAAUGCUAAAUACAACUGUUAAAAGGGUGUGAAAAGUUUUGAGCUUGUCUACUUUCGACCACUUCAAGAGGUAGUUGAAAACACAUUAGUCUGGAUUGCUUUCAUGGUGUAGACACUAAUGUGGUCGAAUGCAUUCGAGCAGCCACAAAAGACCACCUACUGACCUAAUACAUGUGUAAUCAUUGCAAGAUGUACAAGGAUGCAUGCUUAUCAGACAAAAUAUUUUUCUGAUAAUACAAAAAGAAACAACAGCAGUAAGUGCAAGCAGACUUAAAGGGUUACUCCACCGCAAAAUCACAUUAACCUCAUGUCGUUCCGAACCGUUAAAAGCUUUGUUUGUCUUUACAACACAAUUUAAGAUAUUUUGGAUGAAAACCAGUUGAGACCUUGAGACGUCCAAUAGACUGCCAAAUAAAUUAUAGUGACAAAGUCCAGGAAAGUAUGAAAAGCAUCAUCAGAAUAGCCCAUCUGUCAUCAGUGAUUCAACCGUAACAUUAUGAAGUGACAAUAAUUUUUUUUUACCCAGAGAAAACAAAUUUCCCAAAAAGCCAUUUUGGGAAUUCUGAGCAGUAGGCAGAUUGUGACUGCCCUUCUAUAUCAGCUCUGCUGCGCCGAUAUGCUGUUUGCAAAAAAACCUUUUCCUUGUUUUGCGGAUGACACAGAAGAAGGUAAACCAUCUGCGUAUUGCUCAGAUUUGUCAAAAUGGUGCUAUGGUGAUUUGGAGAGACACAGAGAAGAUGAAUUGUUCAUUUUUGUUUUCUUUGUGUACAAAAAGAAUUCUCAUCACUUCUUAACAUUACGGUUGAAUCCCUGAUAGUAGAUGGACUAUUCUGACAAUGAUUUUCCUACUUCCCUGGACCUUAUUAUUCAUUUGGCAGUCUAUGGGACAGUCUCAAGCCUCCCUGUUGUCACCCAAAAUAUCAUAAAUUGUGUUCUGAAGAAGCUUUUACGGGUUUGAAAUGAAGUGGAUAAUGACAACAUUUUCAUUUUGGGAUGGAGUAUCCCUUUAAUAUUAGUGUGCUGUAACUUUAUCCCCCCCGCUCAUGUUUUGACGGAGACAGAGGGAUCCGCCCCUUUUACCCACCACAGGGUAAUCAGCACCAUGGGGUAAUCUGGCCAGAAGUGGUCGAACAGGGCCUGUUUGUCAGUGGCAGGGAUUGUUAGGCUGGUCAGGGUAAAGGAAAGCUGAACGCAGCAAAGAGAGUCACAAUGACCAUGACAAGAACCAGCACAGCACGUCCUGAUUUUGCCAAGUUCGAAGUGUUCCUAGGUCAACAUAUUUUGUUGACCCUGGAACAACAUUUUACUCCAAAAAUAUAUUCUUAACCAUAUUCCUACACCUAAACCUAACCUUAACCAUGAGUAAUCCCUAAAAUCAGAGGAAAUGAUAGAUGAAUGACACUGACGUACAAGCACCAAACACUGAUUUUAAGCAUAACUUCACAAAAUCUAAAAACUGGUUCUUCAAAUCUGAUUGGUUAAUCACAAUGUUGUUCCAGGGUCAACAACGAUGUUGUCCCAGGAACAUGUCUCACUUGGUAAAAUCAGGUUCUGCAACCAGCACACAGGCAAAUCAACAUUAAGGUGACUUGGGCACAACUCUGUGAAUUUUAUUGAGUGACCCAACCAAAAUCUGGAUACAAACUCAAUCAAACAUCUCUGGACAGACCUAAAAAUGGCUGUCCAUUUUUAAGUCUCAUAAACCAAAACCACUGCCAAAGGUGCUAAGAACAGAUUUAAGGGUUUGGAAACUGUGAGAAGGCAUCUCUGAUCAGUCUAUCACCAACAAAGCAGUCCAUAAACUAUAAAUACACAUGAAAAUCUUCCAUUCAGCAGAUGUGAAAGAGAUGCAGUUGAAAUGGUAAAAGUUCCUUUUUGAUUGUGAAUUAGACAUUAAGGUUUGGAAAACUCAGUAAGGAAGCAUAAUUUUUAUGAGUAAUGGAAAAAAAUUGUCUUGCUAAUUGAUACUCAAUUUUUUAUACACAAAUUUAAGUGAGAUAUUUUAGCUUGAUUUUAAUCUGACAAAAGUGUUGGUGGUAACAGUGGUGGUGGCACACACAAGGAACACAAGUUAUGUAAUCAGAUUACUUUUUAAUUAGCUCUAAAUUAAAACGCAUAACUUUUUUGUUUUUUUAUUUAGAAGAAAUAUCUGAGUUACUUUUUUCAAACAAGUUUUUUGUUCCCCAUGUACUGACUGACUGUUCUCUUGAUGCCAUGUUGAGAGAAAUUUGAGGUGAGUGCAGAGGUUCUGAGUGAAUAUGAUGCUACUGUAGUUCUAGACUAAAUGUGAACAUGCAUUUACUCAACUGUACAAAAACAGAUUUGGUAUUCUACAAAAUGAAUGAAAACAGUCAAAUGAAAACUCAGAAUAUCAUGCAAACAUGCAAUAAUUUAAUGUUAAAUAAGAAAAAUAUAAUUUCUGUAUUUAAUUAUAUUUUAUGAACCAAUGUCUGUGCUACUGACAUCCUAUUAAUAUCCUAUUAAACCAUACUAAUGAGAAAAAAUAA
Carassius gibelio (silver crucian carp) is the source of this 4610-nucleotide messenger RNA. RefSeq lists its product as uncharacterized. Gene Ontology annotation, biological process: phosphatidylethanolamine biosynthetic process. Lineage: Eukaryota; Metazoa; Chordata; Actinopteri; Cypriniformes; Cyprinidae. The record is from RefSeq and is a predicted model, not a curated record. Gene Ontology annotation, molecular function: ethanolamine kinase activity. Gene Ontology annotation, cellular component: cytoplasm. Bases 117 to 1199 code for a protein of 360 amino acids. The transcript is spliced from 8 exons.